This is a messenger RNA of Saccostrea cuccullata (small rock oyster), 949 nucleotides long. RefSeq names its product mitochondrial inner membrane protease subunit 2-like. Gene Ontology annotation, molecular function: serine-type endopeptidase activity. The record is from RefSeq and is a predicted model, not a curated record. The transcript has 7 exons. NCBI's taxonomy places the organism in Eukaryota, Metazoa, Mollusca, Bivalvia, Ostreida, Ostreidae. The coding region runs from base 137 to 724 and encodes 195 amino acids. Gene Ontology annotation, cellular component: mitochondrial inner membrane peptidase complex; membrane.
AGCACGAGUUUUUACGACAUUUACCAGAAGCCAUUGAAAAGAAAGGAGUGGAGAUUCUUCGUUUGAACAAGGCCAAAGUUUUAAAACAGAGAAUAUGCAAAUUGAAAAGGGCAUAUAAGAUCACCAGUGUGUAGGGAUGUCUAGAGAGACGCUGAAGACGAUUUGUAAGAUAGGACUCGGGGUCACUAUGACGGCCAUCACUGGCUUCUACGCCUUAGAGGAGUCCAUUGGUUAUGUCAGCAGGGUAGAUGGCAUCUCAAUGCAGGACACAUUAAAUCCAAGUAAAUCCAAGAAACAGCAUGACUACGUUUUCUUGAGCAAGUCACACAAUCUUCUGAAGAAAGGAAACAUAAAACAUGGCGAUAUUGUGUCUAUCAAGUCUCCAAGACAUCCAGAGAGGUACCUUAUAAAGAGAAUUGUUGGCCUGGAAGGUGAUAUUGUAAAAAUUCCAGAAAACACAAAAAUCAACAAACGCUGGGAUAAUCCAGAAGGGGUAGUGAAUUACACAAAAAGGACAAUACAGAUCCCUCAAGGUCACUGCUGGGUGGAGGGGGAUAAUGCAAGAAUGAGUGAAGAUAGCAACAAAUUUGGACCAAUCUCGUUAGGACUUAUCACAGCCAAAGCAACACACGUGGUAUGGCCGCCUCAUCGCAGGAAACGUUUGGAGUCCAUUGAGGCACCACCAGAACGCGUCAUCAAAGAAUGCCAACGGCUGAAUAUAUAAGGACCUCUAUGUUUUAAAAUACAAACUGUGAUUUAACUAAUUUUUAUAAAUGUUAUUAUUUUGUGUGGUAACGUGUGCAAGAUAUUUGUAAUGUUGAUUUUUGUGUGUUAUUUGUGAGAUGACUUAUGUACAUGUGUUAAGAGAAUUAUGUUGCUCUUAGUAUGUGAUAUUAAAAUAUUUAGAACUAUAACAAACGCUCCUCUUGUUCAUUUAAAUGCAUCCAUG